Molecule: messenger RNA, 4236 nt
Organism: Porites lobata
Lineage: Eukaryota; Metazoa; Cnidaria; Anthozoa; Scleractinia; Poritidae
Source: the annotation of a GenBank genome assembly
AUGGGAGGUGUGUUCGCUAAACUUUUCUCUGGUCUUUUUGGCAAGAAAGAGAUGAGAAUUCUCAUGGUUGGUCUUGAUGCUGCCGGGAAAACGACGAUUCUUUACAAGUUGAAGCUUGGUGAAAUUGUCACUACCAUUCCAACAAUUGGUAAGCUCUUCUGCUCUCCGUUUUUUAGACACCAUGUAGUUUUAUCGUAUUUAUUUUAUCUACUACUCUGUGUCAGUAACGUAACAGCGUUCAAAAUUUUUGUUUUCAGGUUUCAACGUAGAAACAGUUGAAUACAAGAACAUUAGUUUUACUGUAUGGGAUGUCGGAGGCCAAGACAAAAUCAGGCCGCUUUGGCGACACUACUUCCAAAACACCCAAGGUAUAUUUUCCGAAUUGCUUUCGUAAUGUUGUAUAGUAACUUUUAUUUCUUCUUCUUCUUCUACAGCUUUACCUCGUAGAGUGCUUAAACUGUAUUCAUAACUUGUUCUAUAGGUCUAAUCUUUGUCGUGGAUAGCAAUGAUCGAGAGCGGGCCACUGAGGCGAAAGACGAAUUGGUGAAGAUGUUGAGUGAAGACGAACUCAGGGAUGCGGUUGUCCUUGUUUUUGCAAAUAAACAGGUGAAUAACAAGUCAAAGCUACAAAAAUGGUGUAAAACCUUGUUUUUUUGGUAGCUCGUGUCGAAAAAUUUGUUUUUAACUUAAUUUCAUACCAAUAUAAUUAUACGACACAAGUCGGUUACAAGCAAACUUGCUGCACAGGUUUACCAUCCUCUGUAGACCCUUGUAGGGACCUUAAGAUACACAGUUUCUACCUAAGGGUACGAGUAGACGAACAUGUUUGCCAUGUUGUUAUACAAAAGGAGACCAUGAUUUCCCAGAUGUGAUAACAGCAUCACCUUUCUACCCGGAUGCCUAAUUGUUUCUCUGGGAUAAGAGGCAGUCUACCUACAUUAAUGGCUACUCGUACCCAUGCCCGUACACAGAAAUGAUGUAUCUUAAGGUCCCUAAUGAUAGACCUACAGAUUCACGACGGGGAUGAGAUUUAACUUAAACUUUCAUCACAUAUUCUGAAAAUAUAUCCCCAGGAAGCUGCAUAAAUUGUGCUCUUUUUUUUACCAGAAAAGUUCACACAGUCAUUUUUAUUGAAGGAGGUUAAGCCCUCUCCCAACUGCAAAUUGAGAAACCUUUUAAAAGUUUCGCUAACAUGGCUAUCAUGUUUUUCCACCAAAAUGACGCUGGCUCAUGCACGCACACUACUUAGUAUUAAGAAAAUCUUGCUCUUGUAUUAAUUUGUCCUCAUCUUAGAAUGUGAAGGUCUCAAAAAGAUUCCAUGUUGCUGUGCUUCUGUUCAGUAACAGCGCAGAUGAUGUCAAUUUGUGUAAAGUAGUCUGAAAGUGGCGCACCAGCCAUGUGCAAGAGAUUGUGUCACUGAUACUCUUGCCACGACUACUUUGUUCUGUUAGGCUGAUUUAGCAACAGAACAGGAACGUCAGUUGAUGACGGCACGUGCAAAUCAGACAACUGGCUUGACCAAUGGCAGAGCGGCAAAUUGAGCACUAGAAGUCAUGUUUAGUCCUUUCCGCGAGCUUUCCAGUUGUCAACUGAUGUUCCUGUCCUGUUGCUAAAUCAGCCUAUUACUGAACAGAAGCACAGUAACAUGGCAUCUAUUUGUUUUAUACAAUGCACAGAAAAGAAAACAUGUGACAAACGUGCUGAAUUUUAAGCCUGGUCUAAACAUGAGAUGAUUUAGUGGUAUUUUAUUACCCUGAAAUAGUAUUGACCGUGGGAAAGUUGCUUACUUUACUUGAAUUGAGCAAUUUUUUUACGAAUUACGCGACUUUCCUUAAUGUGUUUGAUGUCUUUAAGAUAUUGCAUUCACUUCUACAAAAGUAACAAAGGCGAGCCUAUGGAUGGAAACUUAAAAUAAAUAUAUAUAAGUAAGACGUCUGUAGUUUGAAAGAAUAAUACAAUUUGAAAAUGCAAAGCAGUUAUGCAAAACUUGUCAAUUGAAUCGAUCAAAACAUUGAUGACAGUAACUUCUGAGGAUGUGUGUUUUUCAGGAUCCCCCUCCUAUUUGGUUUCCAGAGCCAUUAAACUCCCUCUCUUAUUGGAUUUUCCACCAUUCCUUCUGUUGGGGGAGUGUGGAUUUUUUCUGGAUAUAACCCAUUUUACAAAAAAUGAAAUUUGGGGAUUUUAUUGAAUUUUGACUUCAGUUGACUGUUCUGCGGGUAAGAGGCCAGGGUUUCUACAGUGUAGGUGGUGUCAUUCGAUCUUUUUUAUACAGCAUGUCAUUAUGUUUUCAGGAUUUGCCGAAUGCCAUGAAUGCUGCUGAAGUAACUGAUAAGCUAGGCCUGCACAGCUUACGUAAUCGUCAAUGGUACAUUCAAGCAACUUGUGCAACAAGUGGUGAUGGUUUAUAUGAAGGACUCGAUUGGCUUUCCACUCAACUGAAAAAUAGGAAGUAAUGUAGGUUUUCUAACAUUUGCAGUGUCUAACCUUCUUUGUGGGAAAAACGGAGAAAUCCUACAAAAGAAUUCCUUUGAGUUUGUGAUGCAGCAGGUUCAUAUACUUGUAGUAGUAUUAAGCUAAAGUUUUCAAAUUGAUAAAACUCCUUUGGCAUUUCUGACUGACCAGAGGCAUUUUAAUGCAUAAAAUGCAGUCUUAAAUUUUUAAAAAUGAAAGAAUGUUCCUAUUCUUUAGGAAAUGUUGUUGAACAUCAGGGACUUAAAACAUAAACUUGGGCAAUUUUGACCGAGAUUUUUUAGGUGACAUCAACCUCGUUCCCAGGGGGUUCUCUUCAUAUAUCCAUCCCCACGGAGUGAGAGAAUAUGGUAGAGGUGGGCAAGAACCCUGGGAAAGAGGUUGUAGCGACAUUACCCCAGUGGUGACUAGUCACCUCUACCAUGUUACACCAAAUUUUUGCAGUCCUGUGUUUAAUUUUGUGAAUGGAGAUAUUUUGUAUUUUGUAAGACCAAAUUUUUGCAAUAUUAUUGUGAAAUACUGGUUUUUCAGUUGAGAAUGUAUUGUUUGAUUUACUGGAAUUACAACACUUGGGUUUUGUUUAUAAACUACAUGUGCCCACAUUACAAGUGUCCCCUCAUGCAGAGAUGUAUCUUGACAAAACAGCUGACAUUUCACGAUGCCAUCACUGGUUGCCCUGUGAAAUGACCUCUGAGCAAUGACUGCAAAAAUUCCCAUACAGGUCUGGGUAUUGCUUCCGAUCGUUUAAAGUGAAUUUCUCUUGUGACACGACCAAUCAGAAGCCCUACCCAGAUCUGGGUAGUGACCCGUCAUCAGUAUGGAAUUUCUACAGUGGUUGCUGAGAUGUCAUUUCGCGGGGAAACCAGUGGUGGCAUCACAAAAUGACAGCUGUUUUCUCGUGCUAGCAGAGAUGUAAAACAUUUUAAUCAUUAGUAUCACUCUAUCAUAGUAACAUCUUUUACAGCCUAUACUGUGACUGAUGAUUGCUCCUGCAAUCGAUCAGCAACAUUGUAACCUGAUGCACCAUGAUCUUGCGAGUUAAUUUAAUUAAUUUUCUUUUUCACACUGGUAUUCUGCUUAAGUGCAGAAAAUUUGUAGAUUGUGAGAAAAAAAUGCAAAACUUGCAAAAAUUAGAACCUGCAAAAAUUUAGUGACACUUGAUAGGUCAGAUUAUGAGUAAUUUGAAACUGGUGUAAUUUUCAUUGUUUUAGUAAUUAUAUUUAAAUAAUUUGCGCAUAGUGAUAUUUGACCCAAAAUUGUUUUCAUGCCUGCAAAACACAGACUGAGGUCAUUUGAAUACAUAGUAUAGUUUUGCAGAAGUCAAUAGGAAAAUACUGUAAGGUGUCUUCUGCCUUUUUUGUCUCUGCCUAAGCAUAACAGCCCCUAUUUGUUUUGAGUAUGUUUUUUGCUGUUUAUGAAACAUUAUUAUUUUUGCUUGAAGAGUUUACAGAACCUAGUACAUAGUCUUGUUGUUCAGUUCAUAAUACAACACAGUCAAACUAGCUUGUAGUAAUAUCAAUAAUUUGCCAGUAAAAUAAAAAUAAAGAAACACUGACGGUCUUAUUGCGAAAAGCGCUUUGAAAUGAUAUAAACAUUUCAAGGUUGUUUAUACUGUGUGCCUUAGCAUGGGACUGGGCUCCAAAGUCGGGGGAAAAGGCAAAACCACACUUCUUGGUUCGCUCAUGGAUUUUUGCUGUCUCACCCCAUUUUUUGCCUUUCCCCAACCACAGAGCCUGAUCCACGUAACUAACUGAAGUACAAAUUUGG